GUUACGCGUAUUGCGAGGUAUUACACUAUUACAGAGUAUUACUGUGUAUUACAAGCAGAGAAAGUCCACGCGUUAACAAUACAGAAGCCUCCACCAAGAGGUGCGUUCGGUGCGGCGUGCUACAGCGCCGGGAGAGGGCGGGCCGCUGGCUCCACACAGCUGUUUUGCGGGUUGGCCUACCCGCACCCCUGUCAGCUCCCCGCUCCCCUUCCCCGUCCCCAUCCGCAUUCACCCAGAGCACACGAGGAGGGCGAGGACGGACGGACACAGAGUGCAAGCCUAGCGGAAUGCGAGGCGCCGCGAGCGCAGUUGGACGCGUCGACACGCGGACAGGCAGUCGAGGCGCGUCCAACAGCCAGAGCGGUCACGGAGCAAAAUCAAAAAGAAACUACGUGCCAUCGAGCGGCAUGAAGCCCUUCGAGUGUUCUGUGUGCAACAAGAAGUUUACGCAAAGUGGUGCUCUUCGCAGACAUCUCCAAACGCACACUGGGGAGAAACCUUUCGAGUGUUCUGUGUGCAACAAGAAAUUUACGGAAAGUGGUCAUCUCCGCAAACAUCUCCAAACGCACACUGGGGAAAAGCCCUUCGAGUGUUCUGUGUGCAACAAGAAAUUCACGCAAAGUGGUCAUCUCCAUAUACAUCUCCGAAGGCACACUGGGGAAAAGCCGUUCGAGUGUCCUGUGUGCAACAACAAAUUUACGGAAAGUGGUCAUCUCCGCAAACAUCUCCAAACGCACACUGGGGAAAAGCCUUUCGAGUGUUCUGUGUGCAACAAGAAAUUCACGCAAAGUGGUCAUCUCCAUAUACAUCUCCGAAAGCACACUGGGGAGAAACCUUUCGAGUGUUCUGUGUGCAACAAGAAAUUCACGAGAAGUUUCAAUUUAAGCGCACAUUUACAAACUCAUAUUGGUGGUAUUCGUUAAUUAAGCGAAAUUAUAAUAACAUAUGUGCAUCUGACCUACUAGGUGGUAUAGUUUUGAAAUUAUUUACAAUAAGUAUCGUUAAAUUUCUUUUGUUUUGUUCUGCUUUUGUUAAUCCUUUGUGUUGUAAAACAAUCAAAAUAUACCUGUAAAUUUAUGAGAAAAGUUUGCAUUUUACUUUAUUGAAUAGUGUAUUACUUGCCAGGCCUGCGGCCCAAAGCCUCGCACAUGAAGCUAUAUAAUUAUAUAUAAUAUAUAUGUAUAUAUAUAAUGCGUUCGCUUAACAUUGUCUUAUUCUUUAGCAUUUUCAUGAAAUUAUAGUUCUGAUUUGUUAGCAAAAAGCUAAGAAGUCUCUUUUUUUUCUUCAUGUAAUAUAUGUUUUUAGAUAGAUUUUUACGAACACUAAUUUGUUGCGGUUAUCUUGUACAAGUUGCAGGGCGGGGCCGGAAAAUUUGAUAAAAUUUUCCUAGAGUAGAGCUUUGUUACGCUCAGCUUUGAUGAGGCGUAAUGUGAUAUGUAUGUGAUAUGGUCUGUACCAUAACGCAUAAACGCACCCCGAAAUCUUCAAAAUAAGAGUACGCUGCCCCCCCCCCCCUCCACCACCCCAUGACUCCGCGCCGCGCGCUCCCCUCGCUCCCCUCCAAUUCAAUAAUUCAUGUUUCUCAUGACACAGUGAGCAGCGGGGCGCGCGGCACUGGACAAGGCACUAGGCUGCUGGAAGUGGUGCAACAAUAGACAAAGGCUGUGUGUGUGUCUGUCUGUCGUGUCACAUGGCCAGUGUGGGAAGCUGCCAGCGGCCACCGCACAUAAAGUAACGCACGUUCUUUCAAAACAAAUUUUUAUACACACAUUUUUGUUAGUCAAAACACCUUGCCAGUUAGUUGGUAAUUAAGAAAAAAGGCUUCACAUUGGAGUUGCCGGAAUCGAUUGGAGCAAUUGGGAGACGCCUAUGAAAGGAGAAGCAGGAUCUUGCGCGGGCAGACUGCUUCAUCCAAAGUAGAAAACGCUGUCCGACCACUUUCGCUAAUGUGAGAUUGUCUCACUCUU
Messenger RNA from Frankliniella occidentalis (western flower thrips), 1967 nucleotides. Its product is annotated as gastrula zinc finger protein XlCGF57.1-like. Gene Ontology annotation, molecular function: DNA-binding transcription activator activity, RNA polymerase II-specific; RNA polymerase II cis-regulatory region sequence-specific DNA binding. Gene Ontology annotation, cellular component: nucleus. The transcript is spliced from 3 exons. Gene Ontology annotation, biological process: regulation of transcription by RNA polymerase II. Lineage: Eukaryota; Metazoa; Arthropoda; Insecta; Thysanoptera; Thripidae. Bases 288 to 923 code for a protein of 211 amino acids. The record is from RefSeq and is a predicted model, not a curated record.